CUUCUAUCCAGGAAUGAUUUCCUGGAAUGCCUCCUGGCUUAGCAUGGGCAACCUAAGUGUGCCUGAGCUCCCAGUCCAAGCCUCUGCCAUGAUUUAAUGCAGUGUGACAGAUCACCUCUUCAAGAGAGCAGCGAAAACAUCCUGUUGUUUGUGCCCUGCAGAGGGAAUGAGAGAAAAAUUGCCCUUUGGGGCACAGAAGACAGUGCAUCUGUGUGUGUCCUUUCACUGCCAGGAUCCUGUGGCGUCUGGGCAAUUAGAUGGGUCUCCUUUCCCUCGGAUGAAACUGCGAAAGGAGGAAGGGAGCUGCCCUGACACAAAAGACCCGAGUGCAAGUGCCAUGAGCCGGCGGCUGGUGCCAUCUAGCCGCUCCUCAUGGCAUAGGCACUUGGCAGGGACACGCUGCAGACGGUGGAACUAAUGAGGCUUAAUUAAACAAAGCCUUCAGCAGCAAGUGUUGUGACAUCCUGGCAACAAGUUUCUUCAACCUGUCACAAAGCAAGCGUGCUGUUUACUUUAGGACUGAGCUGCUUGCUGCUGUGUUUUCAAAAGGAGAAGCGUGCUCUUUGCAAGUUGCUCUUGGGCAGUUCGUGCUCUGUCUGGGCUUAUGCAAAGCCUGGGUGGGUCACAGGGUGAAGUUAAUUAACUCCCAGCAGAGCUGAAGCCGUGUAGAUUGGCUGCUGCUUUCUUCAGCAGUGUGUGUGACAGGCAUGGUGAUACACUCCAUGCAGUGAGUGGGUUUGUGCUCAGCUGCCUGGUUGGGUUUUUCUGUUGGGUUUGGAAAGCUUUUGCUCCUCUUUUCCCACCUUGGCCAGUUUAACCAGCAAGGCAUUUCUCAAAGGUAGGUACCUGUUUAAGCAGCUGUACCAGAGCUGGCUCUCCAGGCAACUUGCCUCCUGAAGGAUUUCUUGAUCAGAGGAGCCCUUUUCCUACAGGGUGGGAUUCCAAGUGCUUCUAAGGAUAAACUGUGCUGUAGCAGGUCAAGCCAGGCUCCUAAUGCUGGGGUGGUUUUCCCCUCAGUGUAAAAGAGGUGAGUCUUGCAGAGCUGUUUGCCUGUCAGUCUGGAGUGAGAGCUUUAUGGGGUAGGAAGAGGAGUAGUUUUGGGCAGGGAAUACCCCUACUCAUUCCUCCCUGGUUCUGCAGUACUGGGAUGGUUUUGAUUUGCUGCCUUUCUGUCCCAGCAGACUACCAGGCUGUGCUCCCACCUUUGGCAAGGCAGCAGGUUGGGGCUGGCUGGCUCUACUCAUGCCCUGGGACAGAAGGAAGAGCUCCUGUGCUUGCAGAGGUCUCCCUCCCGCCGGCACCCUGGCUCUGCACUGCAUGGACGGUGUGUUCCUCUCACCCAACGAGGAUGAGUUCGUGGGCAGGAUCACGGAGGAGCUGGAGCACUUCAUGCUGCAAGGACAACAUGACAGGGUGCUCCUGUUCCCGCCUCUGUCCAGUCGCCUCCGGUACCUGAUCCACCGGACUGUGGAAAACCUGGACUUGUUGAGCAGCUUUUCUGUGGGUGAAGGUUGGAGGAGGAGGACGGUCAUCUGUCACUCAGCUGUAAGGCUGCCCAGUGAAGCCAACAGCGACUCCAAACCCAGCAGCAACGCCCCGAGAGCACAGCGGCCGCCGCAGCCCUGGGGCCGGGGAGGCCGAGGCGCCAGGCCACGGCACGCUGGGGACGCCCACGGGGAUGGCCCUCGGGGCUGUGUGGGCUCUGGCAGGAUAAAAAGGCCCCCCUGGAAGAAACCAGAUAAAAUCCUGUACGUCCCCAAGGGAAGACGUAAGAAGGCAGAAUGGGGGGAGCAGGAGAGCCCAGUGGCAGCUGGUGCUGAAUUGGAGGGGGAUGUGGCACGAGAAGAACGGAUCUGCCCUAAAGCUUCCAGUGAGGAUGCCCAGGAGGAAGUGGGCAAGCGUGAAGGGAGCCCAAGUGAUGUCUCCUCAGCCCUUGGCAAGCAACAGGAGCCUGGUGAGGAGUGUGUUUCAGGAAAAAAUGAUGAUACAAACAAGGAACAUCCUCCCUCUCGUAUGGAUGUCCCAUCAUUAGAGAGCAGCAAUUAUUUCUCUGGGCAGGAUCAUCAGGAUAAAAACUGUUCAGAUGCCAUUUCUUCUGUACACAGUAAAUUGGAAGAGCAAGAUUUGAGCUGCCACAACAUUGAAGGGAACAAACUCCCUUGCCAACUGCAAGCUGAAGACCAAAACAGGCAGGAUGCUCAUGUGUUGGAGCAUGGCAAAACCUCCUCAUCAGAGAGCAGUAGCCACAGUGUGGAGCCAAGCGCCGUGUUAGUGCUGGAAAGCCAAGAGAGGAGCUGUGCUGCUACCCAGGGUGAUGGGAACGUGGCAGCACCUGAAGAGCAGGGCAAGGAGUUGGUGAAUGGCAGCACAGCCCAGGGAGGCAGGAGUUUGCCCCAGCUGGAAAGCCCAGAUCAAGAGUGUCCCAGCACUGCACAGGUGGAACAGGACCAGAAGCCCUCCAGAGCCCCAAAUGAGCCUGUGGCUGCCCCAGAGCCUGUCUGUGGUGCUGACUCAUCAGCUCCAGAUGGUCCUGUGCAGAUCCACAGUGGGAAGGUGCCUGUGGAGGAAGAGGAAGAGCAGGAGAAGGAGGGUCUGGGCUUGGCCAACACACUGCGUGAGCUGCGUCUGUCUGCGGGUGACAGAGAGGAGAGUGCACGUGACCACGGGCACAGCAGCCUCGAGGAUGACUGCACCACAGAGCUCUUUGCUGAGAUUGUGGGUCAUUUAACCGUGAAGGACAUAAGCAUUGAGAGGAUCAGCUGUGAUUAUUCCAGCUAUGGAGAUGCACAGCCCAGCGAGGGUGAUUUGGGCCACGUAACUGAGAUCUAUGACUUCUCCCCAUCUCUGAAAACGGAGCACCUCUUAGAAGUGUUCUCAGAUUUCCAUGAGGGGGGGUUCAAAAUCCAGUGGGUCGACGACACACACGCCCUGGGAAUCUUCUCCAGCCCAUCUGCAGCAUCUCAAGCCCUGGGCCGCCGCUAUUCUUCUUUAAAGAUCCGCCCACUGAUCCAUGCAACAAAGCAAUCCAAGAUCAAGGCACUUCAGCGACCAAAACUCCUUCACCUGGGAAAAGAAAGACCCCAGACUGACACUGCAGUGGCCAGGAGGCUGGUGAGCCGGGCUUUGGGCUGGAGGCACAGGCAGCAGGACCCCUCAAGCCAUGAAGCGCUCCUGCCAGACAGCUUGGACCAGGAGGAGUAAACCCCCACAGCUACAAGUAACAAAAAGCUGUAUAGAUGAGCAUGGCUGUGCUAUUUAACUGCAUGCAGAACAGUGAGUUAACCAUGGGAUGUUCACUUAGGGAUUAGCACCAUCUUUGUAAAGUUGGGAAGGGGGAAAAGUGCUACUGUUUAAUUAGAGAUUGAGCUGAGAGCUGCUGUUGGCUCUUCCUGAGGGGAGAGCGUUUUGUUCUGCUCUGUUUCAAAAGCAUUUGUUACUCACUGGGACACGUGCAGAAAAGCCUGCUCUGUAAUCCUAAGGAUAAAAAUGCAUUAGAGGAAGAGAACUGUCUGGUGUUGGCCAAAAUUCAUCUGUAAGCAGGGGCAGAGCAUCUGCAGGAGUCCAAAACAAAAAUGUGUUUCAUGUUUGUUUGGUUGUGAUGUUAUUGUGAAAACAUCCCCUAAAACUGACAAGCAGCGAAUGCCAGUUGAGUUUCAGGGUUUUUUUCCUUGUUUACAGAGUUUCAAAGAGCCUGACUUGCUUUGUAAUAAAGGAAAGUUGUCACACACCGACUAGGAAAAGACAA
Colius striatus (speckled mousebird) is the source of this 3745-nucleotide messenger RNA. RefSeq names its product R3H domain and coiled-coil containing 1 (gene R3HCC1). The transcript is spliced from 8 exons. NCBI's taxonomy places the organism in Eukaryota, Metazoa, Chordata, Aves, Coliiformes, Coliidae. Gene Ontology annotation, molecular function: nucleic acid binding. The record is from RefSeq and is a predicted model, not a curated record. Bases 1243 to 3201 code for a protein of 652 amino acids.